This is a messenger RNA of Cylicostephanus goldi, 437 nucleotides long. The record is from the annotation of a GenBank genome assembly. Lineage: Eukaryota; Metazoa; Nematoda; Chromadorea; Rhabditida; Strongylidae.
AUGGAUACAAACUUACGGCAUCGCCAUGAGGGGGCAGAGACAGAUGUGAUCGAACCGAAUAACAAUGUAAGAAAGCUGAAAGAUCCGCGAGUUAUGUUUUUCAAGACAAAAGAAUUCCAUAUAAGAGAAUCCUUACUUACGACUCUCUUCCGCGAGACCGAAAUCGGAGUGGUCUACAACCUUUUCGCAGCUGUAUUUAUUCUAUUUUUUCUCAGAGCCCUUAUUGAUGAUGUUUUUACCCAUGGCAUACCGUUCUACCACUUUUGGCUGAUUGGCUGGAAUUUUCAAUAUCUACCAGCAACACUAUUCGUCUGGUCAUUGAUGUUUCUAUCAAGUUUUAUUCCUUACGCUGGUUUGAAAAUUUGGGCCCAUGUCCCGGCUAAAGGAGAAGUGAGCCUUAGGAGCGAGGUAUGUAAUUUUUUAUUACAUGAAUAAAU